AAAAACGGUUUGCAGUUGGUUUCUGCUCACAACAAUUUUUGUGUAUAAUUUGCCGCGAAAAAAUUUGUCUUAUUUUUUUUUGUCCAUAAAAAAUGUCUCUAAUUGAACUCCUGCAAGAUCUUGUACGAAUACAUGAUAAUUGUGUGGAGAAAUUGAUUCACCAAUUUGAGAAGCUAUUCGAUCAAAGUUUUCGAUCGUUACGUAAACGUUUAAAACAAGUUAAUCAACAAGUCGAUGAUGGUGGUGAUGGAUCCAAGAACAAUCACGAACAUAGUCUUGAUGAGAUACGUUCAAGAUAUUUGUGCGAGAUUCGAAAUCAUUUCAACAAAAAAUUUAAAGAUUUUCUUCAACAAUCAGAUAUAAUAGAAAAAUUGGUGAUAAUCAGCAAUUUUAACACUAAGGUAAAAGUGAAAGAAGAUAAUGAUCGUGAGCUGUUGUCCAUCAGAAAUGAAUUACGCGAAGAAUUGCACAAACUCUAUGAAAGAAUAAGCGAAUGUCCCAACGAAAAGCAACAAUAUUUAAAACAUUUACAAGAUCAUGUUACGAAAAGUGCCAAAGAAAUUCGAAUGAUUCGUUAUCAGUUAAUAAUGAAUUUGAGGAAUGCUCUCCCGAAUAAUAAAAGAAUCUUUGAAGAAUAUGAUUACUCUGACAUGAUCAUCACUCAUUUAAAGCGAUUAAACCUAGACUAAUUUUACCAAGAAAAUAAAGUUAUCCUUUUUCAUAAUUUGA
Molecule: messenger RNA, 729 nt
Organism: Dermatophagoides farinae (American house dust mite)
Lineage: Eukaryota; Metazoa; Arthropoda; Arachnida; Sarcoptiformes; Pyroglyphidae
Source: RefSeq, a predicted model, not a curated record